Molecule: messenger RNA, 1416 nt
Organism: Triticum aestivum (bread wheat)
Lineage: Eukaryota; Viridiplantae; Streptophyta; Magnoliopsida; Poales; Poaceae
Product: extensin-like
Exons: 1
Coding region: 36-1205 (389 amino acids)
Source: RefSeq, a predicted model, not a curated record
GCUAUACCAACACCGAGACCUUAAGCUCCAAGACCAUGGCCCGCAUUGCGGCGUUCUUGCUGGUGGCCCUGCUCUCCUUAGCCGGGCAUCUCGCGCAGUCCGCGCCAUGCCGAUCAUGCCCGCCCACAAAGCCUUCCCAGCCUGCACCGUGUAAGCACAAGUCCUCACCAUCGUCCAUACCCUGCCCUCCACCUUCACAAACUCCCAUGCCCUCAACCACACCCACACUCACCCCGGUGACUCCGACGCCGGCACCGACCCCGACUGUCUUCAUCCCUCCACCUACAAACACUCCGGCACCCACGCCCAUACCGGCCUCUGUAACUCCAACAUCGGCACCGACCCCUAUGAUGCCUCCAAUACCAACCCCUAUAACUCCAACGCCGGUACCAGCUCCUCUCUCUCCAACACCAACACCGGUGGCCCCAACACCUACAACCAUGAUGCCGCCGACACAGAUGCCUAUGGCACCAACGCCGGCACCGACCCCUGUAUCUCCAACGCCAAACCCGGUGGCCCCAAGACCUAUCCCUGUGAUGCCGCCAACACCGACGCCGGCAUCAAACCCUAUCUCUCCAACGCCAAGUCCGGUGGCGCCAACACCGACCCGUGUGGUUCCGACGCCAGCACCCACCCCUGUCUCUCCGUCGCCAACCCUGGUGACCCCAACACAGGCCCCUGUGAUGCCGCCAACACCAACAUCGGUGACUCCGAUGCCAGCACCGACCCCCGUUUCUCCAACGCCAACUCCGGUGGCCCCAACACCGACUCCUAUGAUACCACAAUCACCAACCCUUGUGACUCCGAUGCCAGCACCAACCCCUGUCUCUCCAACGCCAAUCCCGGUGGCCCCAACACCGACCCUCGUGAUGCCGCCAGCACCCACCCCUGUGACUCCGACGCCACCCCCAGCCCCGGCCCCAGCGCCGGCUACAUCGACCGGCAAGUGCCCCGUGGACACACUGAAGCUACUUGCGUGCGUGGACGCGCUCAAUGGGCUGUUGCACGCGGUGAUCGGCAGUAGCGCCAGGAAUACAUGCUGCCCGCUGCUGUCCGGCGUUGCCGACCUCGACGCUGCUCUCUGCCUUUGCACCACCAUCAAGGUCAAGGCCCUCAACAUCAACCUCAUGCUGCCCAUCGCCAUCGAGGUGCUCGUCAACCAGUGCGGCAAGAGAGUGCCGAAAGACUUCCGCUGCCCUAAUUAAGCUCCAUAGAUUACUAUAUGUACUAUCAGUAUCACCUGCAUAUGAAUGUGAUACAUGCAUUAAAUUCUCUUGUGUGGUCACACAGGUGACAUAUCAAAGUGUAAUAAUCUAUAUGUACAUGGAUUUGCAGCUCUGACUCGCUACUUGUGACGGGGAGCUGUGGAGCAUGCGUACAUUGUGUUUCUGUAACAGCGUAUCCUAUAGUAACCGU